AACUUCAAUCGUAACAGCAACAGCAACUGCAACCUUUUCGGGUUUAUCCCCAUAUUGGAUCAAUCUUUCAGCUCUUGAUUCCCCGAAUUGGAUCAACUCCGUUCAUCUUUCAAACCCUUAAUUCUUUUAAGCAUCCCAAUCUCAUCGCCCAACACACCCACAUAUGCAAUUGCAAUCGGAAGAAGAUAUGAUAUGAAGAACAACAGCAACAACAAUAUGGUGGCGGAUAAGACUCGGGCCCUGCCAGUCGAUCCCAAUCUUCCACGGUGGGUCUGCCAGAACUGCCGUCACAGUCUCUCCAUCACCGGCGUUGAUUCUUACCCUGAUAAAUUUUUCAAUGACUCUUCCACUUACCGAUCCGGGAUGCAGGGUUCUUCGAUGCAUGGAGCAGGCAGUGUGUUAGGCACACGCAUGGAUCAAUCAUUUGUUGUGUUGCCAAAACAACGGAACCAGUCAUCAGGCAUUCCUCCUCGUCCACGUAAUGGAGCUGUUAAUCCUGAGGCAAAUCAGUCUGGAAAAGCUAUGGAAGAAUCAUUUGUGGUAUUGCCUCCACCCGCCGCCUCUGUGUACAAAUCUGAGCCUGCAGCCGAUGGAGGUGGGACUCAUGUUCCAUCACAUGAGGGUGGAUCCAAUACUGCUCCUACACAAUCAAAUAACUCUGGGUUCCACUCGACCAUAAYUGUCUUGAAGCGUGCAUUUGAGAUUGCUACAACCCAAACACAGGUUGAGCAACCUUUAUGCCUCGAGUGCAUGAGGGUUUUAUCUGAUAAGCUUGAUAAGGAGGUUGAAGAUGUGAAUAGUGACAUAAAGGCAUAUGAAGCUUGCCUUCAGCGAUUGGAGGGAGAGCCACGAAAUGUGCUUAGCGAGGCUGACUUUUUGAGGGAAAAACUAAAGAUAGAAGAAGAAGAACGUAAACUUGAAGCAGCAAUCCAAGAAACCGAAAAACAAUGUGCUGAAGUAACUGGUGAAUUGAAGGAACUUGAGCUUAAAUCUAAUCGCUUUAAAGAGUUGGAGGAACGGUAUUGGCAUGAGUUCAAUAAUUUCCAGUUUCAGUUAAUAUCCCAUCAAGAAGAGAGAGAUGCAAUAUUGGCCAAAAUCGAAGUUUCACAAGCACAUUUAGAACUCCUGAAGAGAACUAAUGUCCUAAAUGAUGCGUUUCCAAUUUGGUAUGACGGGGAAUUUGGAACAAUCAACAAUUUCAGGCUGGGAAGACUUCCUAAAAUUCCGGUUGAGUGGGACGAGAUAAAUGCUGCAUGGGGGCAAGCUUGUCUUUUGCUUCAUACGAUGGCUCAAUAUUUCAGACCAAAGUUUCAAUACCGAAUAAAAAUCCUUCCUAUGGGAAGUUAUCCUCGAAUCAUGGACAGCAGCAACAAUACCUAUGAGUUGUUCGGUCCAGUGAAUUUGUUUUGGAGCACUCGAUAUGACAAGGCGAUGACAUUGUUCUUGACCUGUCUUAAAGACUUUGCAGAGUUUGCAAACUCUAAGGAUAAAGAAAACAACAUACCACCUGAAAAGUGUUUCAAGCUUCCAUACAAGAUUGAGAACGACAAAGUGGAAAGCUAUUCGAUCACGCAGAGUUUCAAUAAGCAGGAGAACUGGACGAAAGCUCUCAAGUAUACACUAUGUAAUUUGAAAUGGGCGCUCUACUGGUUUGUUGGUAAUACGAAUUUUCAGCCACUGGCUGCAACAGUACCUUCCUCCCAUUCAGCUGACGCUUCGGGGUCUUUAUACAGAAAGCGUGCACCUGAUCCCAAGUCCCACCAGCAGCAGCAGCCCUCUGCCCCCUAAUACUCCCCUCUAAAGCAUGAUAUACACACGCACACAUAUAUUUGUAUUUGAAUUGAAGAAGACCAAGAGAUUUGUAAAUAGGUAUGCAGCAGAUAAAGUAUGAUGUAGAUAUUGGGUUUGAAUUCAUGUUUCUAUGACUGACAUUGGUUGAUGAAUAUGUUAAAAUGAUCCAUGUAUGCCUAUCCAUUGGCCAAUUCCAAAUGUUGUUAUAAUUAUUUGAUAAAGAACAGUUGAGAUGAUUAA
Cynara cardunculus var. scolymus (artichoke) is the source of this 2031-nucleotide messenger RNA. RefSeq names its product beclin-1-like protein. Gene Ontology annotation, biological process: autophagosome assembly; cellular response to nitrogen starvation; late endosome to vacuole transport. Bases 193 to 1788 code for a protein of 531 amino acids. Gene Ontology annotation, cellular component: phosphatidylinositol 3-kinase complex, class III, type II; phagophore assembly site; phosphatidylinositol 3-kinase complex, class III, type I. The transcript has 10 exons. The record is from RefSeq and is a predicted model, not a curated record. NCBI's taxonomy places the organism in Eukaryota, Viridiplantae, Streptophyta, Magnoliopsida, Asterales, Asteraceae.